Messenger RNA from Eremothecium sinecaudum, 1221 nucleotides. It is a transcript of the gene CHL4, whose product is annotated as Chl4p. Bases 1 to 1221 code for a protein of 406 amino acids. Lineage: Eukaryota; Fungi; Ascomycota; Saccharomycetes; Saccharomycetales; Saccharomycetaceae. The transcript has a single exon. Gene Ontology annotation, biological process: chromosome segregation; CENP-A containing chromatin assembly. The record is from RefSeq and is a predicted model, not a curated record.
AUGUUACUAGAUGGUGAUACAUUGUGCGGGUUAAACCAGUCAGAAAUUUUGAUGAAAAUCAAUAAACUAGAUAUUGGUACUUUUAGGCGAAUAUUACAAAUAUGGUUAGAAAAUUUCCCUCCAACUAAAAUAGACAGCGAACAUUAUGAAGAGCUCUCUAAAUUUGGAUUGCGUGCGUUAGGCCAACUAGUUGUGACCGAACUAUGGCCUAGUGGAUUUAAUUUGUUUCAAUUGGCUCAACUGGAUGUUAGUGCAGUGAUUUUAGAUAAGGUUACGUUAGAGUGGGUGGCUUCUGGCACGCGUGAUAAAGAUGGAGAGCCUGUCAAAAUCCCAAUUAAUUUUAAGAGAUUUGAGAAUGGGUUGAAAUCUUUAAUUGGCAAGUUGCACGAUUGUCAUGUUUACUCAGAACGGCAUCCUGUGCUACCCUUAGUGAUCUGUAGAGUUCAGCUAUUUGAAUGCAAUACUUCUCGAUUGAUGUCACAUAAGCCAUUUUAUGUUGCAAUCCCCACUGGAUAUAGAGUACUUUACCACUCAGCACAGAAAGAUGUACAUUCGCAGUAUAUCUUGCAAUGCCUUUUAAUACUGCUAAGGAAAGACAGCGCUGUUGUACAAUUGAACCAGAUCUCACCUGCAAUUAGAGGAACACUUACCGAUGUGAACAUGCGCUACGGAGCCUGCUUUGGAAGGGAUCUUCAGGGUGUUUGGACAGCCUAUCUCGAUAAAAAUAUUGAGCCAUCGCCUCUCGAUAGUCCGGAGAAGCAUCCAAGUGUUGUUGGUGUUCCUGCUAAAAGAAGACCUACCGAUGAUGACGAUGAGAACGUUAAGUGGAAGCAAGAACGAUCUAUGAUAAUGUUUAAAGGGUCAAAAUAUGGCAUUAAAAGGAAAAAAAAGUACCUAAAUAAAAGGUCACAACAGCGAAUAUAUAGACUGCACGGUGAUAAUAAAGAGAAUAAUAAUAGUGAUGACGAUAGUGUAGACGAAUAUGAAUCUCUAAUUCCAGUAAGAAACGUAUCCUUCUCUGUAAAGGACAAUGAACGUGGCCUGAACUUUAAGCUACGGUUGCAGGGCAACGACGUUUUUGGUGGACUCCACGAAUUGUGUUCUAAACAGCAGCUGGACAUAGAUUACUUACCAAGUUGGUUAACUGGAGAACACGGAGACUCAUCUGGAAUUGUCGAAGAUGGAAAAUUUAAGAAGUUAAAUAGAGCAGGAAUUAUUUAG